UCAAAAUAAUGGAGUUGGGAGAGAGAAAGGAGAGAUUUAUCAGGAAGAAGACGAGUCUCCCCUGAGACUGGGGAUUGAUCAUAUCAUAUAUAUACACAUACCCCGCGUAAAUAUAAUUUUACGCUACGAAAAAAUAAAAGGGCGGAGGAGAAGAGGGGUAGGCUCCAUAUUUUUGGGUACUUUUCGGUGACGGAAUUGUUUCUCUCUCGCGCUCUCCCGUUGCCGAUCUUCUCCCUGAAUGCCUCACCAGUGUUCAGGAGAUUUGAAUUUCGGAAUUGGGGAGCAAGGUUCCAAAGAACGAGGAAAUCAUCUGAAUUUAGAUGUACAUCUUAAAAUUGUCUUUUUGUCGUCAUUUUUGGCUUUAUGCAUUGACCAUAUUGAUGACGCUCAAGAAUUUUGCAGUCAAUUGUGGCGACUAAUAAAAGGAGGAGCGAGGGACCAAUAACAUGGUGUUCGGAGAUUAGCAACAUGAUUAUUAGUAUACACUAUAUCAUUCAUAUGACAAAAUCAAAAGAUGUGAAGGCUAAUCUCCCAGGGAAGACUAACCCUCUAGGGAUCCUCUAACUAUUAGGAGCUCCCUCAGCAUACAUAUUUGUAUAUAUAUAUACACACUCACCUGCAUGAGAUUCUUCAAGAUGGCUGUAGCUGUUGAUCAACACAAUUAUGGCUUCAAGCUAUUUGGUGGCAGACCCCCGAGAUGCAAACUCCAAUCCUACUCUCAGCUUGAUUUCUCUAAUCUUGAAGCAAGCCAAAGGAACCCCCAAUAUCCUCAAGAACAUGCGGCUUUUGAUUUUCCCAACAUCCACAAAAGUCACUCCACCCCUUGCCUGUCUCUCUCCACAAAACUUGAAGAUGAUGUUGACACUAAUCCUCCAAGAAUUGAAAUCAUAGCAGGCCAUGGAGAGCCACGUGUGCAUGCUCUGGUUAUUGAGGUUGCGAUA
Molecule: messenger RNA, 941 nt
Organism: Cuscuta europaea
Lineage: Eukaryota; Viridiplantae; Streptophyta; Magnoliopsida; Solanales; Convolvulaceae
Source: the annotation of a GenBank genome assembly